AUGCGGCCGUGGUGGGUCUGCGGGGCGCGCGGCCUUGGCGAGGCCUCUGACACGUCACCCGCGUCCACGUGGAGCCCCGCCUUGGUUAACGGCGGGCCCGUCGGCCCACUGCGGGCGCUGGUGGUUCGGCCGUCCCGGAGGGGCCGCCGCGGCGGGGGUGGCGAUGACGCGCGGCGGGCCGGGCGGCCGGCACCCGGCGGCGGAGGCGGCCAGGCCGUCGAGGGGGCGCCCUUCGCCCAGACCCCGAUGCGGCACCGCGCCCGAGGCCGGAGCCGCGUCGGGGACCCGCAGGCUGUGAGCCUGGCGCUCGACUUGGCCUCAGACGUCUUCGUCAUGCAGGUGCUGCUGGAGGAUUCCGGGGAGGUGUUCCGAGUGACAGGCUGCCGCAGCGACAUGACGGUGCGGGAGCUCAAGGAGGAGCUGGACCUAAUAGCCGGCAUCCCCUUCAGCCUCCAGCGGCUCCAGUAUCUGGACCAAGGAAUUUUGAUGGAUGACGCUACGCUGAGGUGCCACGAUGUUGUUCCUGGUGGGAUUAUUUCAUUAGGUAUCUGGCAUUAUGAUGGAUGGACGGAACUGGUUUUGGCGGCUGUGGAAGGGGAUUCCAGUAAGCUGUCUUGCCUCGGUGUUGCCGAAGAUGCUUUCCACCGAACAACAGAUUCGCAGCAUUUUGAUGACAAGCAGUGGAAGAAGUGGAUUUCUCAGAGAGCGUUCAUGGCGCUGUAUGUUGCCUCACACAGGGGUCGCUCGGAGGCUGUUCAGUACCUUCUAGAACACGGUGCCAACUGUCAGGGCAGAUCCCCCAUGGGCAGGACGCCCCUGCACGUGGCUGCAGCCAUGAGCCGGCUGGACUGUAUCAGCCUCCAGCUCAACUAUGAGGCCUCCAUCAAUGACAGAGAUACCAAGGGGGAGACGCCCAUGUCCCUUGCCUGCCGCCUGAACUGCGGCCAGAGCAGGCGGUGGAUGUUCCUCUUCUACUGGAUGGUGAAGCUGGGGACAAAGGACCCGAUGGACCCUGUCGUGAACAAGGCUUUUCAGAGAGUCAAGGCCGGGUUUGGAUCCAAGAAGGAGAACAAAACGUAG
This is a messenger RNA of Globicephala melas (long-finned pilot whale), 1080 nucleotides long. RefSeq names its product ankyrin repeat domain 60 (gene ANKRD60). The record is from RefSeq and is a predicted model, not a curated record. NCBI's taxonomy places the organism in Eukaryota, Metazoa, Chordata, Mammalia, Artiodactyla, Delphinidae. Gene Ontology annotation, molecular function: protein binding.